UCACAGAUACCAACAUGCGGGAUGAACCGUUCGACUUCGCGCGAGACUUCAAUCCGGGCCAAGAUAUAAUGAUGCAGUGCUUUGAGUUGAUCAUCGCACGCCUACGCCGAAACUACCGCAUGAUCCAGCUGUUCGUAUCCGCGAACAACGGCCGGGGGCAACACAUGAACAAGUACCCGGAGUAGGAGUUUUACGACACGCUCUGGCGACUCAGCAUAAACUGGCCGGUCAACGAUGCACUCACGUGGGCAGACGAGGAGGAGCGGAGGGGGUUGAUCGCGGCUUGGCUCGGAUACACCUUGCCUUGACCGGAACGCCUGACGGGUUUCGGGCUCAUCUGGAGUGUAUGUCCGGUUGUCUACCGUGACCCCAGGAGGUGG
Molecule: messenger RNA, 380 nt
Organism: Purpureocillium takamizusanense
Lineage: Eukaryota; Fungi; Ascomycota; Sordariomycetes; Hypocreales; Ophiocordycipitaceae
Exons: 4
Coding region: 15-185 (56 amino acids)
Source: RefSeq, a predicted model, not a curated record